Molecule: messenger RNA, 1631 nt
Organism: Cucumis sativus (cucumber)
Lineage: Eukaryota; Viridiplantae; Streptophyta; Magnoliopsida; Cucurbitales; Cucurbitaceae
Product: protein ECERIFERUM 2
Exons: 2
Coding region: 139-1464 (441 amino acids)
Molecular function (GO): acyltransferase activity, transferring groups other than amino-acyl groups
Source: RefSeq, a predicted model, not a curated record
CAUCGACACGAAGCUCCUUCACCGCAGCACUAAUCUCCCCCAUUUCUAUAAAUUCAACUUCUCUCAUUCCUCCACACAAUUAAUUCAUCAAAUUAACACUUUUCAUCGUCUCUGCUUUUCCGUCACGGCGGCGCAAAUAUGGACGGAGUUACUAAGACCACUCCAGUUUCCGAUUUGAGAUUUUCGUCUGUGGUACCGGCGAAGGCGACCGGCGAAGAUGAGGUGAAGGAACUUACGGCGAUGGAUUUAGCGAUGAAACUUCAUUACAUCAGAGGAGUUUAUUUCUUCAGAGCGAGUGAAGAGGUGAGGAAUUUGACGGUUUAUGACUUGAAAAAACCUCUGUUUCUAUUGUUGGAGAAAUACUACGUCGUUUCAGGGAGGAUUCGACGGAGAAUCGUCGGAGAUGAUGGAGAUAGGGCUUUUAUUAAGUGUAAUGAUAGUGGAGUGAGGAUUGUUGAAGCAGAUUGUGAGAAAACGAUUGAGGAGUGGCUUUCGAUUGAAGAUGGUGAUAAGAUUUUGAAUCGUGAUGGUUGCUUGGUUCAUUCUCAAGCUAUUGGUCCUGAUCUUGGAUUUUCCCCUCUUGCUUUCAUUCAGCUAACUCGGUUCAAGUGCGGCGGACUUUCCGUGGGCCUCAGUUGGACUCACGUUCUCGGCGACAUCUUCUCCGCCUCCACCUUCAUCAACGUAUGGGGUCACAUCAUGAACAAUCGCCCCCUCCAUCAACUCCGUCCGGCGCCGGCUACCCAUAUCCCCACAUCCAGAUCAUCCAGACUGAUCUCCACACCACCGCUCAAGAGACUCGACCCCACUGGAGACCUAUGGAUUGGGUCGACCGACUGCAAGAUGGCGACGCGGUCGUUCCGAAUCACGUCGGCUCAAUUGGAUCGAAUCACGAGCGUCGUCGGCCGGAAUCGAUCCAUGAACUUCUCAACAUUCGAAUCCAUAACUGCAGUUUUCUGGAACUCUCUGUCGAAAAUACGCCUUGAGGAUUCGGAUUCCAGGACGAUCUCAAUCUACUCGACGAAAUGCCCUAACAGAGAAAGCGAAAUUCCGAGUAAUGGAAUGGAAAUGAGCGGCGUCGAGGCCGAUUUUCCUGUGGCCGGAGCAGCGGAAGGGGAGUUAGCGGAGGUGAUCGUGAAGAAGAGAAUCGAUGAAGGUGGAGAAGUUGAGGAAUUGGUGGAGACGAAAAUGGACGAUUCAGAUUUCAUAGCGUACGGAGCGAGAUUGACAUUCGUUGAUUUGGAAGAAGCGGAUGUUUACGGCUUCGAAUUGGAAGGGCAGAAGGCUGUUCAUGUGAAUUAUGAAAUUGGGGGAGUUGGCGAAAACGGCGUCGUCAUGGUACUUCCAGGACCACCGCGUAGUGACGGAAGAGACGGCGGUGGACGGACGGUGACGGUAAUCUUGCCGGAGAAAGAGGUGCCGGACCUCAUUGAUGAGAUGGAGAAGCAAUGGGGAAUUGUUUGAAAUCAAAAUGUUAAUUAUACGUUGAAGAGAUAAUAUUCGUAUUUAAAUAAAUAAAUUAAUGUUUUUAUGUGAUUAAAUUUGUAAUUUAAAAUCGAACUCACUAUAAAAUUUGUCAAUUCCGUACAUAUUUGUAAAUAAAUGUUGGUUUACCGAUCAGCCUUUUAUAA